Molecule: messenger RNA, 2756 nt
Organism: Lytechinus pictus (painted urchin)
Lineage: Eukaryota; Metazoa; Echinodermata; Echinoidea; Temnopleuroida; Toxopneustidae
Product: C-type lectin domain family 19 member A-like
Exons: 4
Coding region: 574-1140 (188 amino acids)
Molecular function (GO): signaling receptor activity
Source: RefSeq, a predicted model, not a curated record
ACCAUGGUGGAGGAUUAAGGGAGGAAGUAGGCCGAAUGAGACGGGAAAGUCAAAUUGUUCUUUAAUAGCUUUUUCGUCUGACUUCUAUCCCCUAAUAAAACAAUUUCUUCUUCUCAGGCACCAGAAACAACAUUAAAAUUUUGGACAUAUUUUAUUUUUUCUCACAAUGCUUCUGGUGUAUUCGUGGAUAUGAUGUAUGGGAGAUUCGUAACACACUGACAAAGAAAGUCCAUACCUAGUCCACCCGUUAUCGCAUUAGCAGUAGUAUAGCAAUCAAAGUUAAUCUAAACAACAUACAAUGUUGGAAUGUGAUCGUAGCUUGUAUCGGCUAUCUAUCGUCUAAUUACUUUCUGGACCUUCUGUACAGUAUUCCCGGUUGCUCACCAUUCUCGCAUCGCCAUCGUAGAGUGUAUAUGCUUGAGUCAAUCACCACAGAGAUCUAUUUUUAUUGAAUCAGUUUUUUUUUUCAAUCUUCAUCACCAACGUUUCUUUCUGGAAACAGAUAACGGUCAUUUUCUCGAGUUUCAUUGGUCGAGAGAUUCAUUGGAUACAAUUUUAGAAAGUUGAUUCAUCAUGAAGAUUUUAGUCAUCUUCCUUUUCUUCGCUGCAACGUUAUGCACAUACGCCAAUGCCGUUAUUGAUUAUGCUUGCCCCCACGGUUGGACUGAGCGACAUGGAUUCUGUUACCGAUUCUUCGAAGAGAUGCUACCCUGGUCGGAUGCAGAGACAAGAUGUCAUGAACACUUCGACUCCUUUGGCAUAGCUCAUCUCGUAUCCAUUCAUGACCAAGCCGAGAACGACUUCAUCUACCAAACAUUCAUCUCAGGCAUUCGUGAUAGAUAUAGCCCAGACACCGAUCUACCAUCUGGGAUUUGGAUAGGAUUCUACCAGGAGGUACAAAAUGGUCCAUGGGUGUGGUCUGAUGGUUCCUCAAACGAUUUCAACCAUUGGUUACCAGGACAACCUGAUAACGGCUACCACGCACGAGGUCGAGUUAAUGAAGACUGCGUCAUCAUUUGGAGAAUCGACAACGACUCGAAAUCUACACGACAAUGGGACGAUAUACAAUGUAACACCCAUGGAGGGAUGAGUUUCGUCUGUAAGAUGCCGGCUGUGGCCGAGUCUAAUGAUAUUUUAUGACUCUAAUGAUAUCGAUAUUUGCUUCAAAGCAGCUUAUGACUUGUAAAAGAACACAAAAUUUAGAAUUUCAUUCCUUCAAGAGUGAAUUUUUAAGAAUAACUUUACGUUGAUUUUGAGUUUUUGAAGGUUAUGCCAAUUUCAUGUUUUUGUGUGGUCUAAAAAUAUAGUGAAAUAAAUGAUUGACUCAUUUCUGUGCUUAUCAUAAUGAAAUCAAAUUUAUUCCAAUAACAUAGUCAUGGUUUCAGGUUUCUCCUUGAACAUUUAAAAUUGCCAAUUACCAUGAUCUUUUUUAUUGUCAAUCUUAUAUACAACAACAAAAUGCCACAUUCUCUUAUAAAGAUAAGGAUGCAAAAGAAAUUGCGAGUGUGUAUCAUCAUCGUCUCUCUCAUCUACAUAUCACCCAUGUUUUUUCAACAAAACUGUUUUGAAUUCUGGAUAAUAAAUUAAAUCAUUUGUAUGAAAAUAUUGAAUCAGUGUGAUCCUGAUAAACGUUGAGACCGACAGAGCCCAUGAUUGUAUACCGUGUGCCUGUGUGUGUGUGGGUGGGUGAGUUUGUUUGGUGUGAUCGAGCGCCUUUAGAACGAUUCAUGAUUUUGCCCCCCCCCCCCCCCAAUCUGAAAAAUGGAUCGACGCCCCUGGACAGGCUAUGUUCAACUUCUACACAUCGAUGUAAUAUUAUAUCUAAGGAAAAUGGUAAUCGACAUGUAGAUGACUAUCCAGAAUACAGUGGCGAUUCUAGGGGGGUGAUUAUGGGUUUACCCCCUUCCCUUAUAUAAUUUCUCCCUUAGCACGCUUAGAAAUAGAAAGUUGGAUCAAAUUCCGACACCCGGCCUCUUCCCUAUACUUAUGAGGGUCGCGCAAGCAGAACAGAUGCGGAUCUACAGGGAAGGAGUGGGGGAAGGGUAUAGGACGCAUUUAUGUCGCACCUCAUCGUGGGUCAAACCAACUUGUCCCCCCUUCCCUUUGCAAAAAAAAAUUGAUUUGAUUUGAUUUAUUUUUCUUCUGCGUUCACAACAUUCGUAUACAAUACAAUUUUCAUUACGUAACAAACAUAAUAUAUCAGUAAUUGAUUUUGGUAUGAAUCAUAAAGAAAAAAAUACAUAAUAAAAAAGUCAUUUUAAACAAAUAUGAUCUACUACCAACAAAGAAAAUUUAACAUUUACAGUUUGCAGGAAAAGGAUUGUCAUUAUAAGCAGAUUGCUUGAAAAAAAUAGAUCCGCUACUGUAGUAAUAAUUCACAAUUCUUUAUGUAUAUCUGUGUGUAUAUAGGAAACGUCGAAAUUUUUUAAACAUUUGAUUGGGAAAAGAGUCGCUUAACUUUCGGAUUUUUUUGUUAUCAGUUAUCAAUUCAAAACCGGAUAUUGAACUUUUCAAAUAUGGGUUUUCGUUUUGAAAUUUGAUCAGAUCGAUGGCUUGAUAUGACCAUUUUAAUCUACUUCUGAUGAACACGUAGGGCUUGUUAUGAUCAUACAAUCACGAAAAGAGCAGGAUUCAAAAGUGUUGGAUGAGGACUGAAUUGAAAAGCUGCAAAACGAGCAGAAAUAGACAUGAAGGGUCAAUAAAGAACACGAUUCUUUGUCUGAGUCAAUAUAGAGAUGAAAAUCCGUUCAAAUCAA